CACCUUCUGGAGCCCCUGGGAGGCUCGGCCAGCCUGGGCUGAGCUCGCCGGGCCGUCCGCUUCUCUGCUCUCCAGCAGCUGCGGUCAUGGACGUGUGUCUGAGCUCCGAGCAGCAGACCACGCACCUGCAGGAGGCGCCGCGCACCCCGGAUGGCUGUUUCGCGCUGGCGGCGGAGGGGGCUCCCCGGGAGGAAGGCACCGGUGGACCUCCAGGAGAUGCGACCGAGGCGGGACCGCCCCUCCCCGGCCUCCAGCAGUUCGUGCCCACGGACUAUGAGAGCUACACUCAGGAGCACUAUCUGUUUGCAGGCGCCAAGAUCGUCAUCCAGGAGUCCAUCGAGAGCUAUGGCGCCGUGGUGUGGCCGGGGGCCACAGCUCUGUGUCAGUAUUUGGAAGAACAUUCAGAGGAACUGAAUCUCCAAGAUGCUAAAGUGCUUGAAAUUGGUGCCGGCCCAGGCCUUGUUUCUGUCGUGGCCAGUCUUUUAGGAGCUCAAGUCACCGCAACGGAUCUGCCUGACGUCCUAGGAAACCUCCAAUACAAUCUGCUGAAGAACACGGUAAACCGUGCUGCGCACCUGCCCGCAGUGCGAGAACUGGUCUGGGGGGAGAGCCUGGAGCAGCGCUUCCCCAGGUCAGCGUUCUAUUAUGACUACGUGCUGGCCUCGGACGUGGUCUACCACCACUACUUCCUGGACAAGCUGCUGGCCACCAUGGCGCACCUCUGCCAGCCAGGCACGGUGCUGCUGUGGGCCAACAAAUUCAGGUUCAGCACCGAUUACGAAUUUUUAGACAAAUUCAAGCAAGUUUUCGAUACAACGCUCGUGGCUGAAUUUCCGGAGUCAUCGGUGAAAAUUUUCCAAGGAAUACUAAAAUGGGGUUAAAUGAAAGAAAACGCCUUUCAAAAUGUAUCUUUUGAGCAGGGUUAGACAUUGUGCUGUGGCUAGAAGGCCUUUUAUGAGAUUGAGAAGCCAGGGCAGAAAAACGACCUGUGUGCCUAGAAUGAUAGUGUAGCAGCUUUGUAAAAUAACUUAUUUAAGGUGAUCUGAUUAAUCUAAAUAUCUACAAAGAAUAUUUAUAUUAAUAAAAACGUAAAAGCCC
Suricata suricatta (meerkat) is the source of this 1098-nucleotide messenger RNA. RefSeq names its product methyltransferase like 21C (gene METTL21C). Gene Ontology annotation, cellular component: cytoplasm; cytosol. NCBI's taxonomy places the organism in Eukaryota, Metazoa, Chordata, Mammalia, Carnivora, Herpestidae. Gene Ontology annotation, biological process: peptidyl-lysine methylation. Gene Ontology annotation, molecular function: protein-lysine N-methyltransferase activity. The coding region runs from base 87 to 881 and encodes 264 amino acids. The transcript has 4 exons. The record is from RefSeq and is a predicted model, not a curated record.